Molecule: messenger RNA, 853 nt
Organism: Linepithema humile (Argentine ant)
Lineage: Eukaryota; Metazoa; Arthropoda; Insecta; Hymenoptera; Formicidae
Gene: Prosalpha2
Product: proteasome alpha2 subunit
Biological process (GO): proteasomal protein catabolic process; ubiquitin-dependent protein catabolic process
Cellular component (GO): proteasome core complex, alpha-subunit complex; proteasome core complex
Source: RefSeq, a predicted model, not a curated record
UUCAUGACAGACUUCAUGAUAGUAGUACUCGUGUAAAGUAUUGUUGCAAGGUAAUUGUCAUGGCUUCGGAGCGGUAUAGUUUUUCAUUGACGACUUUUAGUCCGUCAGGCAAAUUGGUGCAGAUAGAAUAUGCCUUGGCUGCAGUAGCUGCUGGUGCACCAAGCGUGGGUAUCAAAGCAUUGAAUGGCGUUGUUCUUGCCACGGAAAACAAGCACAAAUCAAUUCUUUAUGAUGAGCACAGUGUCAGUAAAGUAGAAAUGAUCACGAAGCAUAUUGGUAUGGUCUACAGUGGCAUGGGUCCAGAUUAUAGAUUAUUAGUGAAACAAGCUCGAAAAAUGGCACAACAGUAUCUGCUAGUUUAUCGAGAACCUAUACCAACUGCGCAACUCGUACAGCGUGUUGCAAUGGUCAUGCAAGAAUAUACACAAUCUGGAGGUGUCAGACCAUUCGGAGUGUCUCUUCUAAUCUGUGGCUGGGACAAUGACAGGCCCUAUUUAUUCCAAUGCGAUCCGUCCGGCACGUAUUUCGCGUGGAAAGCUACUGCGAUGGGUAAAAACUUUAUCAACGGCAAAACUUUCCUAGAGAAAAGAUACAGCGAGGAUCUGGAAUUGGAUGACGCUGUUCAUACUGCCAUUCUAACGCUGAAGGAAGGUUUCGAAGGACAGAUGACUGCAGAUAAUAUAGAAGUUGGCAUUUGCGACGCGAACGGAUUCAGAAAGUUGGAUCCUUCUAACGUCAAGGAUUAUCUUGCAAAUAUUCCUUAAGCUUAAGUUUUUUUAAUGUAUUACCCAAAUAAAACUUCGCGAUUAAUGGAUUUGAAUCAGAUCUUUGUAAUAAAUCUUUUUGCCCAAAA